Molecule: messenger RNA, 2265 nt
Organism: Daucus carota subsp. sativus
Lineage: Eukaryota; Viridiplantae; Streptophyta; Magnoliopsida; Apiales; Apiaceae
Product: L-type lectin-domain containing receptor kinase IX.1
Exons: 1
Coding region: 145-2184 (679 amino acids)
Biological process (GO): protein phosphorylation
Cellular component (GO): plasma membrane
Molecular function (GO): protein kinase activity; carbohydrate binding; ATP binding
Source: RefSeq, a predicted model, not a curated record
AGAAGGUUGUAGAAAUCUUCUUGGAUUCUUAUCAGAUGUUUUUUCUAUAAGAGACAAAAUUUACAAAAAAUUGUUAGAACUUGAGCAAGAUAAGAACCACAAUAUGACUGCUUACAGUUCUAACUUGCAUCUUGUAUCGUCAAUAUGUAUGAUCAUCGACACACUCUUAAUCUUUCAAACAAUCCGUUUUGUAGCUUCUCUUCUCUAUCCUUUACUUCCAACAAUUUUAGUACUAAUAUUGGUAAUAUAUCAUUAGACCGAAAUGCAACUUUAGCAAGCAAUACAAUCCAACUCACUGCAGACCUUGCAUCCAUGGGUAGAGCCACAUACUAUCAACCUAUGACCCUUUGGGAUGACAGGUCAGGAAAUCUCACAGACUUCACAACCCACUUUUCCUUUAUCAUAAACUCACAGAACCGGACAAAAUAUGGCGAUGGGAUGGCGUUCUUUUUGGCUCCUGUUGGUUCCAAGAUUCCAAGAACAGCAACAAAAGGUGGCAGCCUUGGCCUAACAACUGAUGAGCAGCCUCUGAAUUCAACAGAUAAUCCGUUUAUUGCAGUUGAAUUUGAUGUUUAUACGAAUCCAGGGUGGGAUCCUGUCGGUGAGCAUGUAGGUAUUGAUCUCAGCUCUAUGAAAUCUGUUACUAAUGUAAGUUGGUUGGGUGGAAAAUCUAGUGUUUUGGAGGGGCUGAAAAAUGAAGCUUGGAUAACUUACCAAUCCAGUUCUAAGAAUCUUAGUGUUGUCUUCACUGCUUUGAGUAAUAACAGGACUGUUAAUCAGAGUCUUUCAUACAUGGUUGAUUUAAAAGACUACUUGCCCCAAAAUGUUACUUUUGGCUUUUCUGCAUCAACAGGAAACCAAUCAGCUAUAUGUGGUAUCUAUACAUGGGGUUUUAAUACAAGCCUAGAGCUACAUGAAAGUUAUCUGACCGAUCAAGCACCGACCUCCUCUAAUGAUAACGCGAUGCUAAUUGGAUUUGUAGCAGGAGGAGUUACAGCAUUCUGUGUAGCACUCUUGGCCUUGGCUUAUUAUAUAUACAGAAGGAAUAGAGAGGACAGUGAAGAUGAAAUUGCUUUUGAUGAUACGAUGGAUGGGGAAUUUGAAAGAUGUACUGGACCAAAGAGGUUUUCAUAUAGGGCAUUGGCUCGUGCAACAAAGAACUUUGCGGUGGAGCAGAGGCUUGGGGAAGGAGGCUUUGGUGUGGUUUAUAAAGGCUUCUUGAAAGCACUGAAUUGUGAUGUAGCUGUUAAGAGGGUAUCAAGAACUUCUAAGCAAGGUUUAAAGGAGUAUGCAUCAGAAGUGAGGAUCAUUACUCGAUUGAGACAUAGAAAUUUGGUGCAACUCCUUGGAUGGUGUCAUGAAAAAAGUGAUCUUCUGCUUAUUUAUGAGUAUAUGCCAAAUGGUAGCUUGGAUUCCCAUCUUUUUAGAGGGAAAAGCUUGUUGACAUGGCCAAUAAGACACAAAAUUACUCAAGGAUUAGCCUCAGCACUGCUAUAUCUACAUGAAGAAUGGGAGCAAUGUGUUGUGCAUAGGGAUAUUAAGCCAAGCAAUGUUAUGUUAGAUUCGAAUUUCUUAACAAAACUUGGGGAUUUUGGAUUAGCAAGAUUAGUUGAUCAUGAGAAAGGUGCGCAAACAACUGCUUUGGCUGGAACCAUCGGCUACAUGGCUCCUGAAUGUAUUACUACCGGCCAAGCCAGUAAAGAAUCAGAUGUCUACAGCUUUGGAAUUGUAGCACUAAAAAUAGCUUGUGGAAGAAAAGUGAUUGAUGCAAAUUUUGAUGAAAGUCGAAUGAGACUGCUUCAAUGGGUCUGGAGUCUAUACGGAACAGGAGAACUUCUUCAAGCAGCUGAUCCAAAGCUUUGUGGAGAUUAUGAUGAGCAAGAACUGCAGAGAUUGAUGAUUGUUGGGCUCUGGUGUGCACAUCCAGAUAAAACUUUGCGACCUUCAAUUAGGCAAGCGAUUCAUGUCCUUAAUCUUGACGCUCCAUUGCCUAUUCUUCCACCUACGAUGCCUGUUGCAACUUAUUAUGCUCCAUUGAACAUGUCAAUAGCUCCUCUGGCUAUAGCAUAUGGACAAAAUGUUUGGAGACAUAGACUAGGAGAAUCUUCGGGUAAUUACAAUACUGAGUCAUCUAGUUAUGCUUCCAUCGAUUCUGCAGCUCCUUCAGUUUUAUUUCCUAGAUAAAUAAAACUUCAGCCUACUGUUUUGUAGUAGCAGUUGAUCACUAGUUUAGUAAAUAUCAUAGCUUGUUUACAGUUGCUCUUA